AUGAAGAAUGAAACAGCAGUCCCUUAUUUUCUGCUCCUGGAAUUCUCAAAUAAUUGGCACUUGCAGCUUUUGCAUUUCUCCUUCUUCCUUGUGUUGUAUCUGGCUACUAUAACAACAAAUCUUCUCAUCAUCUCUGCGGUAACUUUAGACCAUUGACUGCACAGCCCCAUGUACUUCUUUCUCAUGAAUUUGUCUCUACUGGGCCUGGGCAUUGUUUCAGUCAUUGUACCCAAAUCCAUGAUAAAUUCUCUCAUGAACACCAGAUACAUCUCCUAUUUUGGUUGUGUGGCUCAAAUAUUUCUCUUUCCCUCCUUUGGAGCUUCUGAUUUUUUCCUCCUGACAAUAAUGGCAUAUGAUCGAUAUGUUGCCAUUUGCCAUCCACUGCAUUAUCAGAUGGUAAUGAAUUGGAAAGCCUGUACUGAAAUAAUUAUUCUAAUUUGGUUGAUAGGGUUUUUCUAUGGACUGUUGCACACCAUUUGCACUUUUUCCAUCAUUUUUUGUUCUAAUGUGGUCAACCAAUUUUUCUGUGAAAUUCCACAAUUGCUAAAAUUAUCCUGCUCUGGCUUAAAUCUAUGUGACACUAGUGUUCUUCUGGUCGGUAUUAUUGCUGGACUAGAUUGUUUUAUUUUUAUACUUGUAUCUUAUGCAGUGAUAUUUAAGACAACGUUAAGAAUCCCUUCUGAAAAAGGAAGACAAAAGACCUUAUCCACUUGUCUUCCCCACUUGAUAGUAGUGUCUACAUUAUUAUUAAGUGGAUGCUUUGCUUAUCUGAGACCUCCCUCAAACACACCAUCUUACUUAAAUUUUGGAUUGACUGUUCUGUACUCCAUUCUUCCACCCCUGUUCAACCCAAUCAUCUAUAGCAUGAGAAAUAAGAAUAUCAAAUGUGUCCUUUCUCAACUAUGGAGAUUCUGA
Ahaetulla prasina is the source of this 915-nucleotide messenger RNA. Its product is annotated as olfactory receptor 14A16-like. The record is from RefSeq and is a predicted model, not a curated record. Gene Ontology annotation, molecular function: olfactory receptor activity; G protein-coupled receptor activity. Gene Ontology annotation, biological process: G protein-coupled receptor signaling pathway. NCBI's taxonomy places the organism in Eukaryota, Metazoa, Chordata, Lepidosauria, Squamata, Colubridae. Gene Ontology annotation, cellular component: membrane. The transcript has a single exon.